This is a messenger RNA of Rattus norvegicus (Norway rat), 2313 nucleotides long. It is a transcript of the gene Hspd1, whose product is annotated as heat shock protein family D (Hsp60) member 1. Gene Ontology annotation, cellular component: cytoplasm; migrasome; secretory granule. Gene Ontology annotation, molecular function: lipopolysaccharide binding; ATP-dependent protein folding chaperone; ATP binding. Lineage: Eukaryota; Metazoa; Chordata; Mammalia; Rodentia; Muridae. Gene Ontology annotation, biological process: protein refolding; positive regulation of T cell activation; positive regulation of cytokine production. The record is from RefSeq and is a predicted model, not a curated record.
CCCCUCCCGGAAAUGACGCCACUUGACCUUUCACCCACGAAAAGCGCGGGGCCUUCCGGAAGGUUCUAGAACCGAGCGCGGCCCAGGAACCAGUGUACGGCGGCGGGAGAGUGCUGAGGCCACGGGGCUGAGGCCGCUCAGAAAUGCUUCGACUACCCACAGUCCUUCGCCAGAUGAGACCAGUGUCUCGGGCACUGGCUCCUCAUCUCACUCGGGCCUAUGCCAAAGAUGUAAAAUUUGGUGCGGAUGCUCGAGCCUUAAUGCUUCAAGGUGUAGACCUUUUAGCCGAUGCUGUAGCUGUUACAAUGGGGCCAAAGGGAAGAACAGUGAUUAUUGAACAGAGUUGGGGAAGUCCCAAAGUAACAAAAGAUGGGGUCACUGUUGCAAAGUCAAUUGAUUUAAAGGAUAAAUACAAAAAUAUCGGAGCUAAGCUUGUUCAGGAUGUUGCCAAUAACACAAAUGAAGAGGCUGGGGAUGGCACCACCACUGCCACUGUUCUGGCACGGUCUAUUGCCAAGGAGGGCUUUGAGAAGAUCAGCAAAGGGGCUAAUCCAGUGGAAAUCCGGAGAGGUGUGAUGUUGGCUGUUGAUGCUGUAAUUGCUGAACUUAAGAAACAAUCUAAACCUGUGACAACCCCUGAAGAAAUUGCUCAGGUUGCUACAAUUUCUGCAAACGGAGACAAAGACAUUGGGAACAUCAUUUCUGAUGCAAUGAAGAAGGUUGGAAGAAAGGGUGUCAUCACAGUGAAGGAUGGAAAAACCCUGAAUGAUGAGCUAGAAAUUAUUGAAGGCAUGAAGUUUGAUAGAGGAUAUAUUUCCCCAUAUUUUAUUAACACAUCAAAAGGUCAAAAAUGUGAAUUCCAAGAUGCCUAUGUUUUGUUGAGUGAAAAGAAAAUUUCUAGUGUUCAGUCCAUUGUACCUGCUCUUGAAAUUGCCAAUGCUCACCGGAAGCCCUUGGUCAUAAUUGCUGAAGAUGUUGAUGGAGAAGCUCUUAGCACACUGGUUUUGAACAGGCUAAAAGUUGGUCUUCAGGUUGUAGCAGUCAAAGCUCCAGGGUUUGGGGACAACAGGAAGAACCAGCUUAAAGAUAUGGCUAUCGCUACUGGUGGUGCGGUGUUUGGAGAAGAGGGUUUGAAUCUAAAUCUUGAAGAUGUUCAAGCUCAUGAUUUAGGGAAAGUUGGAGAGGUCAUCGUCACCAAAGAUGAUGCCAUGCUUUUGAAAGGAAAAGGUGACAAAGCUCACAUUGAAAAACGUAUUCAAGAAAUCACUGAGCAGCUAGACAUCACAACUAGUGAAUAUGAGAAGGAAAAGCUGAACGAGCGACUUGCUAAACUCUCAGAUGGAGUAGCUGUGUUGAAGGUUGGAGGGACAAGUGAUGUUGAAGUGAAUGAGAAGAAAGACAGAGUUACAGAUGCUCUCAAUGCUACAAGAGCAGCUGUUGAAGAAGGCAUUGUUCUAGGAGGGGGCUGUGCUCUACUUCGGUGCAUCCCAGCCUUGGAUUCAUUAAAGCCUGCUAAUGAAGAUCAGAAGAUAGGUAUAGAAAUUAUUAAAAGAGCACUUAAAAUUCCUGCAAUGACAAUUGCUAAGAAUGCAGGUGUUGAAGGAUCUUUGAUAGUUGAAAAAAUUCUGCAGAGUUCCUCAGAGGUUGGCUAUGAUGCCAUGCUUGGAGAUUUUGUGAACAUGGUGGAAAAGGGAAUCAUUGAUCCAACAAAGGUUGUAAGAACUGCUUUACUGGAUGCUGCUGGGGUGGCCUCCCUGCUAACUACAGCCGAAGCUGUAGUGACAGAAAUUCCUAAAGAAGAGAAGGACCCUGGAAUGGGUGCAAUGGGUGGAAUGGGAGGGGGUAUGGGAGGUGGCAUGUUCUAACUCCUAGAAUAGUGCUUUGCCCUUAUCAAUGAACUGUGGCAGGAAGCUCAAGGCAGGUUCCUCACCAAUAACUUCAGAGAAGUCACCUGAAGAAAAUGACUGAAGAGAAGGCUGGCUGAUCACUGUAACCAUCAGUUACUGGUUUCCUUUGACAAUACAUAAUGGUUUACUGCUGUCAUUGUCCAUGCCUACAGAUAAUUUAUUUUGUAUUUUUGAAUAAAGACAUUUGUACAUUCCUGAUGCUGGGUGCAAGAGCCAGUGUCCUGCUUUCAACUUAAAUCACUGAGGCAUCUCUACUGUUCUGUUAGCAUCAGGACUGUAGCGCUGUGUCACCACAUGAGAAGUUCAGAAGCAGCCUUUCUGUGGAGGGUGAGAAUGAUUGUGUACAGAGUAGAGAAGUAUCCAAUUAUGUGACAACCUUUGUGUAAUAAAAUUUUGUUUAAAGUUC